This is a messenger RNA of Tilletiaria anomala UBC 951, 2846 nucleotides long. RefSeq lists its product as uncharacterized. The transcript has 3 exons. Gene Ontology annotation, biological process: regulation of Golgi organization. Gene Ontology annotation, cellular component: cytosol. The record is from RefSeq and is a predicted model, not a curated record. Lineage: Eukaryota; Fungi; Basidiomycota; Exobasidiomycetes; Georgefischeriales; Tilletiariaceae. Bases 108 to 2822 code for a protein of 904 amino acids.
GGAGACAACAGCAGGCGCAGGCGCUACUUACACGCGCAGUCGGUAGCCCACAGAAGAGGCAUGCAAGCUGGUCUUGCUCUCAUCCAAAACGGCGACAGAAAGGAGAAAUGGCGGUGCACAGCUCGAUCGCGUCUAAGUUCUCCCUCUCCUGCGCCGCGCUGCUGACAGGCAAGCAGCCAUGGCUAGAGGGGGCGAACAAGUACUACUACAGCAGCGAUGACGGCACCGCCGCUGAUCCACAUGGUCCGGCGCAGGAAAAGCAUGAGCCAGCAGGCGCUAUGUCAUCGUCUUCCUCUUUUACGCCAGGGAGCAGCGCAAAUGCACUGCUCGCCAAGCGCCGAGAAAGGUGGUUCGCCGAUUUGCUUUGCCUCCCCGUCGAACCGUCGGCUUUAAGGGAGCCGCUGACCGCCACGGUUCCCAUCCGAGUGCUUCUCGAUGAAGAGCCUGGCAGCAAAGGCGAACAGAUCAGAACAAACAUCCGGCAUCUCUGGCAGUACUCGCUGAAGGCGUGGAACGAUCGAGAUGAGGCUCGUCAUCACAAUGCGCUGCAGAUCCUUGUCUAUCUCUCGGACAUAGUCUUGUCCAAAUCGCUGUCGGCACUCUCCAUCAUCUCGAUCCUCUGCUCCAGCGUGACGAAUGCCGAUGCUGACCUCCUCGCUUUGGUCGAGACCAUUCGGCUGUCCCUGCAGCGAUGCUGCCCUCGUUCAUCCCCAAAAUUCAUCUCGGACGGAAGCGACACGGACGAACGACGUGCCGAAUUGUUACUUACGCUCAAACUGAUCAUUGUCUGGACCGCCAGAGCGGGUCAAACGAGCCUGUCCAGUGCCUUUUUCCGCAGAGACCUCUUUCCCUCUCUGUCCGCUGUUCUCUCCGCCGUCAGUACCUCUACCUUCGAGCCUAACACACUGAAGCCAGGUAGAGAGAAUGGAGCCGAGUACAUUACUCCAUCGCCGCCGUGGCUGCGCGAAGUCAAAAUUAAAACGUCGCUCUGUCUCACGCUGCUAUGCACCAGCUCCCUGCCGCUCACAAGGCGAUUGGGUGAGAUCGAAUACGACGCCGUCUUUUCCGGGAAUCCUUACGCGCGUCGCCUAGCCGACUGGGUCGACGUGGCAAGCAUGUCGGCUGGUAUCUGUGAGGCAUCUGCCGAAGUGUGGGAACAGGGUGUCAUUGCUGCAUAUGAGCAGCGCGGCGAGCAGGAAACGCAGCAUGCAAGCGGCCUGAGCAGCUUGUGGGGUCUUGGGGCGAUUUUUAGCAGGCAGAGCAACGUUCCGGCUGUCGACGGAGUUCCAGCAGGGAAAAGUAACGGGAGAGCUUGUGAGACGAAAACUUUACCGGCUCCCAGUGUCUGCACGCUGUUGCCCAUUCUUCUUCUGAGCCACCUGAACGGCGCUUUUGUCGGCGCCCUCACAAACGGCAAAGCAGACGGCGGUUUAGCCUCUGCAUCCACCGGAGGCGUGCCCACUCUGCCGUCUAUCGCUCCGCAUCUCUCGCUGCUCAGCAUGUCGACCUUUCUGCAUGCGAACGCAGCGGCCGAUGCGCGCUCCGCAGCAUGCGCACGCCUCUCACUUGCCACGCUGCUUUCCCUCGUUCAGUGCGCGCGAGCCGAGUCGCUCCUGCGGCCGCUAGAGACCCACGAGCUGCAGCGCAUGCGCAUCUGCCUGCACCGACACACGGGCGGUAUCGUGCCUGCCAGCUCAAUGGCCCUGGCCACUAGCAUAUUCAAGCGUGCGGUCGCCGCGCCGCCGCAGACGAGCAUGCACUACAUCCUGCUGAACGCCAGCAUCUUUCUGCGCAACAAUCUCAGCAGGCGGCUCAACGGGGAGGGGUAUCUCCUGGCUCUGCGCCUCGUCUCGCACGCGCUCGCGCUGUUGGCCACCACGCGCACGAUGCUCGAUCUAGACUGGUCCGCGCACUGGCAUGCGCUGCUGUCCUUCGCAUCCUUCCUCGCAUCUAGAAUUGGCGAGCUCGAGGCGCAGUACCAAGAUGCGGCGCGGCGGGCAGGAAAGCAGCUGCUGUGCACUCUCAGCGCCGCACUACUCGAAUCCGAUCGGUUCCUCCCUUCGCCCAAGGAGGUGCAUCAGUUGAUCUACGAGGUGGUUCGCUCGGGCGCCAUGCUGCGGAGGCUCGCUGCAGCGCUGGUACCCCAUUUGGUCGCCGGCUCCUCGCCUACUGAUGCACGCGCGCCUCCAUCUUCUGCUGGGGAGACGAAUUCCGACAGCGGUCCAUUGACGCCGAUGCCGGUGACCCCGACUCCGCAUAGCGCCGCGUCCUUUCUCUCCUUCACCGAUUUCUUAGCGUCGAGCCCGCCUUUGCCGCAAAAAGCAUACGUCGAGCUGCCCGGUUGGAAGGUGCUAGAGUUGGUUAUUAAGACCGUAGAGGCCAAAUUGCAGCAGCAAGGAGAUGCGAACAGCAGCGCCGUAGGACCUGCGGACCCUCCUGUCGCGUCCGGGUUGAGCGUCAAGACUGUGCUCUCGGCGAUUGCUAAGCUCAAUCUGGAUGUCUUGCUUGCUGGUGCCAGCGUCGAGGAACUCCGGGUGGAGGAUGGCAGCGGGCGCCGACUGGCCGGUAUGGAUGCGGACAAAUCGGGCAGGCGGACAGGCCGUUAUUAUGGCGGCGGAAGCAAUGGAGACGUUAGCACAGGCAGUCAGCACAAUGAAUACCUGUCGGCCAAUAGUAGCGCUGCGCCGAGUCGCACUGCUUCACCAGCUCCAAGCUUUGGUGAUGGGUAUGCCAGCGCCGGCUCGGGCGGCAACAGCAGCGGGGCGCAUACUGGCUUACUCGCUGUGGUCAAGCUUUGCGCUGCUGAUGCACUAACACUGUAAUAGGGGUAUAUGCUUGCAAUCUAU